This is a messenger RNA of Cyclopterus lumpus (lumpfish), 2146 nucleotides long. RefSeq names its product caveolin 2 (gene cav2). Bases 102 to 593 code for a protein of 163 amino acids. The record is from RefSeq and is a predicted model, not a curated record. Gene Ontology annotation, cellular component: perinuclear region of cytoplasm; caveola; cytoplasmic vesicle. NCBI's taxonomy places the organism in Eukaryota, Metazoa, Chordata, Actinopteri, Perciformes, Cyclopteridae. Gene Ontology annotation, biological process: caveola assembly; positive regulation of MAPK cascade; insulin receptor signaling pathway. Gene Ontology annotation, molecular function: molecular adaptor activity; protein kinase binding. The transcript is spliced from 3 exons.
GCUGCUUUCCAUACGGGGGCGGGGUGGGUGGCGCGCGGCGCGGCGCGCACCGUCACCGUCACCGUGCUGCUCUGCUGCUGUCGGAGAGCGCGCACACUAACAUGGGUCUGGAGAGGGAGAAAUCGGACAGCAGCGUGAUCAUGGACCAGGACGAGUUCAACAGGGCGAUAGAGCCGAUGCUGUCGAAGAAAGCGAGGAGCGCGUGCGCGGCGGAGCCGGACCGGGAUCCGAGCGACGUCAACGCGCACUUGAAGGUCGGCUUCGACGACAUCAUCGCGGAGCCCGGGUCCGCGCACAGCUUCGACACGGUGUGGAUCGGGAGCCACGCCGCCUUCGAGCUGGUCAAAUUCAUCUUCUACCGCGUGCUGACCACGCUGCUGGCCGUGCCCGUGGCGUUCAUCCUCGGGCUGGUCUUCGCCGUGCUCAGCUGCAUCCACAUCUGGUUGGUGACGCCGUUGAUCCGGAGCUUCGUGAUGCUCUUACCGCCGGCGCGGGUGGUGUGGAGGAGUCUGACGGACACGUUCGUCACGCCGCUCUUCCUCAGCGUGGGAAAGAGCCUGUCCUCCGUCCGGGUGAAGACCACCGAGUACUGAAGGGGGUCCCCCCUCCUCUUCUGUCGAGGAGAGUCGGGACCCAAAAGGAGCGACUCGACGCUCGGUUUCAUGAGAUUUUCAUAAAGUCAAACGUACUUUUAAAACUAUAAAUUCAUCCGCCCAGUCGGCAGGAAAAAAAAAACAUUUCUGCAAACUGCAUGAGUGACCUCAUACAGCAGCAACCAUUAUUUAAAGUUACGUGGUACGAAAGUUGUGACAAACACGGGACUUUCCGCCGUGUCCCAAAAGUAAACUACGCAAACAUUACGCAAGAAAAUCCUGUAAUGUUUCUUCUUCUUCUUCCUAUUAUUAUAUUAUUUAUUAUUAUUAUUAUUAUUCGUGUAUUAAUAUAUAAUAUUAUUAAUAUUAUUUCAACAUUUCUUUACGCAGAAACCGACAAUAUGAACAUCUAUUUCUGACGACUGGGUUCAAAUUAUUACAUACGAUAAAUAAAAUAAUUACGCUUAGUCAGAAUUCAGCGUUAAUUUGAUAAUUUGCGGGGAAAGAGACGUCUUCAAAUAUUUCAAUGUUUCGCGAGGACUCGAUCGACAUCAAAACCUUAAAUGACGGCCUUUAGGGUUUACUCGUCACGUCAGGAAAGUAAAUGUCCCUGAAAGUAAUUUGUGACUUUAUGAAAAGCUCAUGAGCGCCACCCAAAAUGGAGUUGUUGUUGUUGUUGUUGUUGUUGUUUCUUUGUGACCAAAAGAAGAAUAUAAUCUCGUGGCCCACAGAGCCGUGGGAUCGGCCAACAUACUGCUGACUGGCUGAGAGGUGUAAUAUUUCUGCUUCUUCAUAUAUUGUAUAUAUUGCAAGUGAUUCAGCUCGAGGUUGAACGUAUUGAACCGAGUCUGAGAGGAGAUCGUACGAAUAAUAAAUGCUAUAAGACGCAGCUUGUUGCACAUUUACAGGCUUAUUGUACUCUAAUCUGCUGCGAUGACGUCACUGCGGCUAUGAUAUUGGGCAUUUAAACGCAAUAGAGUUGUUUUAACAUGUUGGUUCUAAUUUAUUAUGUACGCGACAACCAAUUCUCACCAUUUGCCGCUUAUCUGAGCUGAGACUCCGGUACACGUUUUAAAAUCCAAGGUUGUCGAUCGCUACAGUGCUAACGCUAGUUAGCGGGCUUGGGUUUAACAUUUCUACAUUCAAAAGAGGAUUUCUUUAUUUUAUUUUAUUUUAAUAGUUUUGUUUUUUUUUGCAGUGGAUUUUAUAAAAGUUUGAAGGUACAACGCCGGCACGUUUGAGUGUUUCCGUCAUAAUUACUCCUGAGAAACAAAGAAAAGAAAAGCCGGUCGCUAACGUCGCUAAUUUUUUCCCAAAAUUCGACAAAAGUGCCGUUAAAACCAAUUAAUGAACUAAAAAGCUACUUAAAAAAAAAAACUCCUGAUUUUAAGGCAAUUAAAUCCCGAUGUGACAUGUAUCUGUCUGUAAAAUGAUUUUUAUUUCUUUGCAUUUUAUUUUGAACCGUUUUUGCUUCGUGGAUUCACUCGUUUCGGAGAUUUCGCCUCAAACGUUGUUCCUCGUAAACAAAAAUAAAGUUUUAUUUUUCUUUCCCA